Mobula hypostoma (lesser devil ray) is the source of this 2271-nucleotide messenger RNA. RefSeq names its product dihydrolipoamide branched chain transacylase E2 (gene dbt). The coding region runs from base 1 to 1494 and encodes 497 amino acids. The transcript has 11 exons. The record is from RefSeq and is a predicted model, not a curated record. Lineage: Eukaryota; Metazoa; Chordata; Chondrichthyes; Myliobatiformes; Myliobatidae. Gene Ontology annotation, cellular component: cytoplasm; mitochondrion. Gene Ontology annotation, molecular function: acetyltransferase activity; lipoic acid binding.
AUGGCGACCGUGCGGGCCGUUUUGGCUGUACUGCGGGGAGAGGGAUUGAAGCUUUCCAGCAGACGGACGCCGCUCCGACAGGUAUGUGUGCACCACUAUAGAUGUUGUAGUAAUGGUCAUUUUAUGAAGCCACAAUAUCCUAUAUUUAACAAGUCAUCUAUUCAAGUCUGCGUACAGUCAAGAUAUUUAAGAACCUCUGCUGCUGUUAAUGGUCAAGUUGUUCAGUUUAAACUUUCUGACAUUGGAGAAGGGAUUACAGAAGUUAAUGUGAAGGAAUGGUACGUAAAGGUGGGAGACACAGUAUCACAGUUUGACAGCAUCUGCGAAGUCCAGAGUGACAAAGCAUCAGUUACAAUAACCAGCCGAUACGAUGGUGUUGUUCGAAAAAUUUAUUACAAUGUGGAUGAUACUGCUUAUGUGGGCAAACCACUCAUUGAUAUCGAAACAGAAGCUAUAAAAGCUGUUGUUCCAGAACAAGAUGUUGUUGAAGCACCUGCGGUGCUGAAUGAGGAACAUACGCACCAAGAGAUAAAAGGGCAGAAAAUACUAGCAACACCUGCUGUGCGCCGACUUGCCAUGGAAAACAACAUUAAACUUAGUGAAGUGGUAGGAACUGGAAAAGAUGAAAGAAUUCUCAAAGAAGAUAUACUGAACUACUUGGCUAAGCAAACUGGUGCUAUUUUACCACCUUCACCUGAGAUUGUUCCACCUCCACCAGAGCCAACUUCACCCAAAGCUAAAGGGGCACCUCCUGUACCUAAACCAAUAACUCCAAAAAUAACAUUUAUGGAUAAAGAUAGAACUGAGCCAGUUAAAGGGAUCCGGAAGGCUAUGGUAAAGACAAUGUCUGUUGCACUGAAAAUUCCUCAUUUUGGCUACUGUGAUGAAGUAGAUUUAACUAACCUUGUAAAACUACGAAAAGAACUGAAAGCUGUAACUGAAGAUAGAGGCAUCAAACUUUCAUUCAUGCCAUUCUUUAUAAAGGCAGCAUCUUUGGGGUUGCUACAAUAUCCUGUUUUAAACGCUUUGUUGGAUGAAAACUGCCAGUUUAUAACUUAUAAGGCUUCCCAUAACAUUGGCAUUGCUAUGGAUACACAACAAGGUCUGAUUGUUCCAGUAGUAAAGAAUGUACAGAUUCUCAGUGUCUUUGAGAUUGCAGCAGAAUUAAACCGGCUGCUUACUCUGGGUUCAGCAAAUCAACUGGGAACAAACGAUCUUACUGGAGGGACAUUCACUCUCUCCAACAUUGGCACGAUUGGUGGCACCUAUGCUAAACCUGUUAUACUACCUCCAGAAGUAGCUAUUGGAGCAAUUGGAAAGAUACAGGUUCUCCCCAGAUUUAAUGACAAAGGUGAAAUAAUCCAGGCUCAGAUUAUGAAUGUUAGCUGGUCAGCUGAUCACCGGAUUAUUGAUGGAGCCACAAUGGCUCGUUUUUCAAAUCUUUGGAAAUCUUACUUGGAGAACCCUGCGUCGAUGCUGCUAGACCUAAAGUAACUGGAGGUGAUUGAUGCACAGCACUUACGACACGGCUUUAAGGAAAGGGCAUUGGGUGUAAUUUACAUGUAAUUAAGUGCUGUUGCAAUCUUCUCUAAUGUUUUGUAUUCCAAACAGUGAUAUAUCUAAACCACAUGGUGUUCUGUAGAUGGUAGGUUAGAGUUAUUUCAUUAAUACUAAAUGGCGGAAGGAAUACAAUUUGCGGAAGGUAAGAUUUAUCAUGAAUACUGGUUACAGUUGCAGCCUCUUUGAAGUUCUCUACAUACCUCUUCCCCUCCAAAGACUUGAACCCCAACAGAAAAAAAAAUGAGUAAGUCAUUGUGGAACUUUGACAAUGUUUUAAGUGCAUAAACAAAGACCAUGAUUCAGUAGAAACAAUUUCUUGUCUAGUGAUUGAUUCUUGAGCACUGAAAACUUCUGUAAGCUUUCAGAAUAUGCUCUGUCUCCUGUUACAUAAUGGAUGCAGAAGUUAUCCACUGCACAGUUUUACAACAGAUUAUGAACUAUUAGAAAUGUACAGAACCAUUUUCUUAAUCAUCUACAUUACUGUAUAAGUUAAUAACUCUGUAGUUUUAAAUUUUAGGAGGAAACAUUUAUAUGGUACUCCAAGGGUUAAUAUAGUGUUAUUAACCAGAUUGUUUCCAGGUUCUUGUGACAUGAAAAACACUAAAUAUAUAUUCCAAGUUGAAUUUUAAAAAGGUCCAAAGAUCAUGUGCAUAAUAUCUAUUUAAGUGUUCUCUAUAGGGUUAGUUGCAAUAAAUAUUUACUGUGAAAUAC